This is a messenger RNA of Phascolarctos cinereus (koala), 3152 nucleotides long. Lineage: Eukaryota; Metazoa; Chordata; Mammalia; Diprotodontia; Phascolarctidae. The record is from RefSeq and is a predicted model, not a curated record.
AAUAUUGAUAAGGUGAGCGUCGGCGUAGCCCUCCUUCCAUUGAAUGAGGCUGUGUCGCGUGGCCCGGCGUCGGCGUGACGGUUGGACGCGGGUGCGGCACUGCGGGUCCCGAUUGCUGCAGCCGCUUGUCAGUGUGAUGAAGAUUGGCACCCAGGCCUGUGAUACCUGAGAUGUCAGUUGAUUUCGAUCCAAAGAGAGGGUUAAACAGGGAUAGAACAGCAAUCAGCAAAAAGAGCAGCAAACAACAUAAAUUACCAGCAUGGUGAUGAUAAUGCUUCGAUUGGGAUCUUUGGAGAUGAAGCAGGGAGCACAAAAAUCCACGGAAGGUUUCCUGCAUUUGCAUUUGAAAGAUUCUGCCCAGCCUGAAGCUUCUCAUCAGGAGUUCUUCAAAGUCUUCUGUUCUGCUAACAAUCCAUUUUUUUACCUUGUAGGAUUAGCUCUGUUUUAAAGGAAUACAGUUGCUUUUGAAUUAAGAUGAUUUGAUGCCUUAUAAUAAAAGCUUCAUUAACCAUGAUGGCUACACAGACAUUAAAUAUAGACAGCUAUCAAGAUGGUCAACAAAUGCAAGUAGUAACAGAGUUUAAAACUGAGCGGGAGCCAAACUGUUCUGACCCUGAUGCAGAAGGAGUAAGCCCUGCUCCUGUGGAGUCCCAGACACCAAUGGAUGCGGAUAAGCAGGCCAUUUAUAGACAUCCACUCUUCCCAUUAUUAGCAUUGUUGUUUGAAAAAUGUGAACAAUCUACACAAGGCUCAGAGGGUACAACUUCUGCCAGUUUUGAUGUAGAUAUUGAAAAUUUUGUUAGGAAGCAAGAAAAGGAAGGAAAGCCUUUUUUUUGUGAAGAUCCAGAAACUGAUAAUUUGAUGGUAAAAGCAAUACAGGUUCUACGCAUACAUUUACUCGAGCUCGAAAAGGUUAAUGAACUCUGUAAAGAUUUCUGCAGUCGCUAUAUUGCUUGUCUAAAAACUAAAAUGAACAGUGAAACUCUGUUGAGUGGAGAACCAGGAAGCCCUUAUUCCCCUGUGCAACCUCAGCAAAUUCAAAGUGCCAUCACAGGUACACUCAGUCCCCAGGGGAUAGUGGUGCCAGCAUCAGCAUUGCAACAAGGAAAUGUAACCAUGGCAACAGUGGCAGGUGGCACAGUAUAUCAGCCUGUUACAGUGGUCACUCCACAAGGUCAAGUUGUUACACAGGCAUUGUCACCUGGAACCAUUAGGAUCCAAAAUUCACAGCUUCAGUUACAGUUAAACCAAGAUCUCAGCAUCUUGCAUCAAGAAGAUGGCUCAUCUAAGAAUAAAAGAGGAGUUUUGCCAAAACAUGCUACAAAUGUUAUGAGAUCUUGGCUCUUUCAGCAUAUAGGGCAUCCCUAUCCAACAGAAGAUGAGAAAAAGCAGAUUGCAGCUCAGACCAACCUGACACUACUCCAAGUUAAUAAUUGGUUUAUCAAUGCCAGAAGACGAAUUCUCCAGCCAAUGUUGGAUUCCAGUUGUUCAGAAACUCCAAAAACAAAGAAAAAAACAGCUCAGAAUAGACCAGUUCAAAGAUUCUGGCCCGACUCUAUUGCAUCAGGGGUUGCUCAGCAACCACCUAAUGAACUCACUAUGUCAGAAGGAGCUGUUGUGACCAUUACUGCACCAGUUAAUAUGAAUGUGGACAGCCUCCAAUCUCUGUCAUCUGAUGGCGCUACAUUAGCAGUGCAGCAAGUCAUGAUGGGAGGACAGAGUGAGGAUGAAUCUGUGGAUAGCACUGAAGAUGAUGGAGGAGAACUCACAGCAACAAAUAUUAGUGGCCUGGUAUUGGAUAACAGUGAUUCUCUGCAGUAGGAAGCAAGAGAAUGUGACCAUAGUUAGGAAAAAAAAUGGACUUCACUGAUUUUUUAUAGUUUGCACAGCAAACAUUUUACACAAGUUUUAUUUCUAAUGUUUUAUAUGUAGAUAUAGAAGGGUGCACUUUUUGUAUUUCAUAGUAAGCUUAAACAGUCUUUGCAGGUACAGCAACUUCUUUCAAAUGUGUGUGUGGGUUUUUUUUUGUUUUGGGGGUUUUUGAAUUUUUCUUUAAAGGUUUAACUCUAAUAUAAUGAAUGACAAACAUCCCUUGAGUCCCUUUAUUAUAUCAAUGGAAAGUGCUACCAUUUUCUAAAUAAUUAUGAUGUUUGAAUUUUUCUUUGUACUUUAAAGCAGAUUCUCAGUGGGCUAAUUUAAAUCUAUAGCCAGUGAAAUUGGAUUAUUAUAUCAGGCCCAUCUAUUUAGAAGAAGCUUUUGCACCUUAAAACUGCCAGUAUGAGGUGAACAGCAACACACCAAUAUAAAAGAAGUACGAUUAAGUUGUGAUUAUAUGGCAUUUUAAAAUAAGCUUAAUUUUCUCAUUCAGAGAGCCUGUUUCAUUUGUUAUUUUAAAAAAAGAAAAAACCUCCUAUUUUUACUUUGCUGGAAUUACUGGAUAAAAACUAUUUUUAUAAAUUGAUUACUAAUUGGGAUUAUGAUUAUAUUGGACAUAAUUUCUAGAGAACAAUACAUAUUUAGUAUUUCAAAAUGGAAGUUUGUAAAAUGACCAAAUUUAAUGAACAUGCUGAAAGUUAGUAUUCCAUGGUUCUCAGAAUAUAUCUCAGAGCUAUCCCAGAAUAAUAAUUUACAUUUAGUAAUGAGGUAAGAAACAGCAGCUAUUUAAUGAAAUUUUUAAUGUCUUCAAAUACUACUUUAUAUGUUAUGGCCAGAUUCAUUUCACACUUGAUCUAAACUUUAUAUCUACAGGUAUUUGCUAAAUAUAUAUUUAAGUACAUUAAGUGAAAAUGGUACCCAGUAAUAGGUCAUAAACAACUCAAUGUCCAUAUUUUUUCUCAUUUAAAUAUUUUUAUUAGUUUUCUACCACAUUAACUAUGUUGUUGCUUUGGAGUUAAAAAAAAAACAGUGCUAUGUAAAAUACGUGACAUUCUCUUCAGAUAGUUCAGGACACUAGGAUAGAUAGCAAACAAUCUCCUGCAAGUGAUUUUGAAGUAUUCAUGAACUAGUGAUACAAAUUAAUUUCAUUGUAAUUAUGGUUUGAUUACAUAUUUUCCUUCCAGUCAUCUUUGCUCUUCGGUGGUUGUUCUUGUGCAGUUGUUUGGUUUUGAUCCUGAAAGUCAAUAUUUCUUCAUUAUAUACGGUUUUAAGCAUGA